Molecule: messenger RNA, 629 nt
Organism: Monomorium pharaonis (pharaoh ant)
Lineage: Eukaryota; Metazoa; Arthropoda; Insecta; Hymenoptera; Formicidae
Product: cytochrome b-c1 complex subunit 7
Exons: 4
Coding region: 163-489 (108 amino acids)
Biological process (GO): mitochondrial electron transport, ubiquinol to cytochrome c
Source: RefSeq, a predicted model, not a curated record
ACGACUACUGCUGUCUCCUUCUCGCUCAGUCAUGUCGCCAUUUAAUUUUUCGACGCAUCACAGCAUCGGUCUUGGUCUUGAUUGGUCUGCUUGAGCUGUUUACUUGCGUCAAGUUUAUCGAGUUUCCUUACGAUUCCCGUAGAAAACGUCACAUCAUCCAAAAUGAUGAAACAAAUGAAUCAAUUAAUCCCCAUCGGCUUCAGCAAAUGGGUCUACAAUCUUAGCGGAUUUAAUCAAUAUGGUUUGCUCGUCAAUGAUCUAUUUAAUGAAGAUCUUCCAGAUGUAAAAGAAGCGGUAAGGCGUCUUCCCCCAGAAAUUAGAGAUCAACGCAACUUUCGUAUAAUAAGAGCCAUGCAGUUGUCCGCCUGCCACAGAAUUCUACCUAAGGAACAGUGGACUAAAUAUGAAGAGGAUGUUCAUUAUCUUCAGCCAUAUCUCAAUCGAGUUGUAGAAGAGCGCAAAGAGAAGGAGGAAUGGGAAGCGUCGUAAAGUAGUUUAGCAUAAUGAUUAUUGAAUAGUAAUACAAUAAAUGUUACUCAUUCUUUAAUGCAAACUUGCGAAGAAGAGCUGGUCUGUACAUAUAUAAAACGACUAAUUAUUAAAUAAAUUACAUUCACUUACUCAAAACA